Molecule: messenger RNA, 2319 nt
Organism: Knipowitschia caucasica
Lineage: Eukaryota; Metazoa; Chordata; Actinopteri; Gobiiformes; Gobiidae
Source: the annotation of a GenBank genome assembly
AUGGGGGUGAGGAGGUUAGUGUGGGUGAUGGGGGUGAGGAGGUUAGUGCGGGUGAUGGGGGUGAGGGUUAGUGCGGGUGAUGGGGGUGAGGAGGUGAGUGCGGGUGAUGGGGGUGAGGAGGUUAGUGUGGGUGAUGGGGGUGAGGAGGUUAGUGCGGGUGAUGGGGGUGAGGAGGUGAGUGCGGGUGAUGGGGGUGAGGAGGUUAGUGCGGGUGAUGGGGGUGAGGAGGUUAGUGUGGGUGAUGGGGGUGAGGAGGUUAGUGCGGGUGAUGGGGUGUGGGUGAUGGGGGUGAGGAGGUUAGUGCGGGUGAUGGGGGUGAUGGGGGUGAUGGGGGUGAUGGGGGUGAUGGGGGUGAGGGUGAUGGGGGUGAGGGUGAUGGGGGUGAUGGGGGUGGGUUGGUGUUGUAGGAGCUCGAUAAACAGGUCUGUGAACCGGCCCUGGCCUGGGUCCCUGUGCUCCCCCUCUGCUGUCCCUGUACUCCCCCUCUGCUGUCCCUGUGCUCCCCCUCUGCUGUCCCUGUGCUCCCCCUCUGCUGUCCCUGUACUCCCCCUCUGCUGUCCCUGUACUCCCCCUCUGCUGUCCCUGUACUCCCCCUCUGCUGUCCCUGUGCUCCCCCUCUGCUGUCCCUGUACUCCCCCUCUGCUGUCCCUGUACUCCCCCUCUGCUGUCCCCUGUGCUCCCCCUCUGCUGUCCCUGUGCUCCCCCUCUGCUGUCCCUGUGCUCCCCCUCUGCUGUCCCUGUGCUCCCCCUCUGCUGUCCCUGUGCUCCCCCUCUGCUGUCCCUGUGCUCCCCCUCUGCUGUCCCUGUACUCCCCCUCUGCUGUCCCUGUACUCCCCCUCUGCUGUCCCUGUGCUCCCCCUCUGCUGUCCCUGUGCUCCCCCUCUGCUGUCCCUGUGCUCCCCCUCUGCUGUCCCUGUGCUCCCCCUCUGCUGUCCCUGUACUCCCCCUCUGCUGUCCCUGUGCUCCCCCUCUGCUGUCCCUGUGCUCCCCCUCUGCUGUCCCUGUGCUCCCCCUCUGCUGUCCCUGUGCUCCCCCUCUGCUGUCCCUGUGCUCCCCCUCUGCUGUCCCUGUGCUCCCCCUCUGCUGUCCCUGUGCUCCCCCUCUGCUGUCCCUGUACUCCCCCUCUGCUGUCCCUGUACUCCCCCUCUGCUGUCCCUGUACUCCCCCUCUGCUGUCCCUGUGCUCCCCCUCUGCUGUCCCUGUGCUCCCCCUCUGCUGUCCCUGUGCUCCCCCUCUGCUGUCCCUGUGCUCCCCCUCUGCUGUCCCUGUACUCCCCCUCUGCUGUCCCUGUACUCCCCCUCUGCUGUCCCUGUGCUCCCCCUCUGCUGUCCCUGUACUCCCCCUCUGCUGUCCCUGUGCUCCCCCUCUGCUGUCCCUGUGCUCCCCCUCUGCUGUCCCUGUGCUCCCCCUCUGCUGUCCCUGUGCUCCCCCUCUGCUGUCCCUGUACUCCCCCUCUGCUGUCCCUGUGCUCCCCCUCUGCUGUCCCUGUGCUCCCCCUCUGCUGUCCCUGUGCUCCCCCUCUGCUGUCCCUGUGCUCCCCCUCUGCUGUCCCUGUGCUCCCCCUCUGCUGUCCCUGUGCUCCCCCUCUGCUGUCCCUGUGCUCCCCCUCUGCUGUCCCUGUACUCCCCCUCUGCUGUCCCUGUACUCCCCCUCUGCUGUCCCUGUACUCCCCCUCUGCUGUCCCUGUGCUCCCCCUCUGCUGUCCCUGUGCUCCCCCUCUGCUGUCCCUGUGCUCCCCCUCUGCUGUCCCUGUGCUCCCCCUCUGCUGUCCCUGUACUCCCCCUCUGCUGUCCCUGUGCUCCCCCUCUGCUGUCCCUGUACUCCCCCUCUGCUGUCCCUGUACUCCCCCUCUGCUGUCCCUGUGCUCCCCCUCUGCUGUCCCUGUACUCCCCCUCUGCUGUCCCUGUGCUCCCCCUCUGCUGUCCCUGUGCUCCCCCUCUGCUGUCCCUGUACUCCCCCUCUGCUGUCCCUGUACUCCCCCUCUGCUGUCCCUGUACUCCCCCUCUGCUGUCCCUGUGCUCCCCCUCUGCUGUCCCUGUGCUCCCCCUCUGCUGUCCCUGUGCUCCCCCUCUGCUGUCCCUGUGCUCCCCCUCUGCUGUCCCUGUACUCCCCCUCUGCUGUCCCUGUGCUCCCCCUCUGCUGUCCCUGUACUCCCCCUCUGCUGUCCCUGUGCUCCCCCUCUGCUGUCCCUGUGCUCCCCCUCUGCUGUCCCUGUGCUCCCCCUCUGCUGUAUGUGGGUGUUUCCUCCAGGGGCCGCGGUUCACUGCUGCCUGUCCAUGUUUGCCUGUGUACCGCUGCGCAUGGAUGAGCCGGGGGUAA